AUGUGGAUUCUUGAUUCGACCGGUGACUUUCUAGAAGGGAAGCGCGUGUGGCUGCGCCCUGGAAAGAAGUAUUUAUUCGGUCGAUUCUAUCGAGAUGGAGUCCGCCAUGCCGUCAAUCAUACUUCGAUAUCUCGCAAGCAUAUGACCAUUGAAAUCUCACCGGUCAACCCGAGAGAUGGGUUAUCACCACGAGCGCGAUCCAAUAUCACUAUCACCGAUCUGGACUCAAAGAAAGGGACAAUCGUUGACGGAAAAAGAAUUCAAGGAGAAUACAAGUUGGAGAAGAGCGAUGAGCAUAUCAUCCAGCUUGCUAAAUACCAACAUACGCUCCGGAUCAAAUGGGAGCCCGUGGUUCUAACGUUGUCAGCCUCCUCCAAGGUGGUGCGUGGUGAAGAUCCUCUAGCCCAUGUUCGCUCACGUCUAGAAGACCUCGACAUCAAGACCGUCAUGGACUAUAUUGUUGAUCACACAACACAUGUGGUACAGCGCAAGCGGAAUACAGCCAAGGGUCUUCAGGCACUGGUCAACGGGAAGUACAUAGUAGAUGAUUCAUAUAUCGAUGCACUCGUCUACGCGGCCACCCCCAGUGAUCUUGACAACGUGGAGUCACUCUGUCCUCUUGAAACAGACUUCGAAUCGACGUGGCCCGAUCCAAAUAAACACCUCCCGCCUCCCGGGAAAGAGCCAACUCAGCGUCCCGCAGCUGCUUUCGCUCCAAAUUCCGCACGUCUCAAUGUCUUCGAGGGAUAUACGUUUAUCUUCGGUGAUUCAGCCCAAUUUGAAAACCUGCAAGGUCCAAUCAACAAUGGCCAAGGAAAGGCACUUUUGUAUGAAGUUGAAGAUGGAGUUACAACGGCCACAGAUAUCGUUCGGUUUAUGAAAAAAGCAGCCGGAGGGAAAGCCGUGGGCAGCGUGCGGCACGGUUCCGGGGGUGUCGUCCUUGUUCGCUUUCGAUCAAAAGGAGACCUCGAACAAUGGUCUAUUGACGUCGGUAAUGAAGUUGCCCUAAUGACAGACCAGCGCGUGAUAGAGCAACGAGAAUUCCUCGACGCUAUUCUGGGAAAUGAUGCAUCACCCCUCUGCCGUGCCUUGCCCACGGAGGAGGGCUCCAGCCAGAUCUCCGCACCUACGCCAGUUGUCGAGGCUGAACAGACAAGCCAAGCAAUUUCUAUUGUGGUAUCACCCCCUGAUCCUGAGCCUAGCCAGCCCUUGAGAUCUCAGGCCAAGACACCCCGCGUGCGUGCAUACGUCAGUAAAAUGAAAACCUUUGAUGACGGAUUCGACAUGGAGUCUGUCCCAGCGUAUGCGCCCGAAGAAGAGGACAACACCAAUAUCACCUCCACUCAAACCAUGGAUAUUGAAACUCAACAGCCUUCCCAAGCAACACAACCCCUGGAUACAGUAAAGGAAGAACCCGAGGAGGAUACGGUCGCUGAUCUUCUCCCGGGCGCCCGCGCAAUGAAGCGUCGUCGUGCAGAGAUGACUCGCCAUAAUCCAGAGAGUGAGACCGUAGCUCCCAAUUACGAGGCCCCGAAACCCAAGCGACCUAAACUCGACGUGCUCGAAGCCGCACGGAAACACCGGGAAGAUGAAGAGAAACAACGCAAUGAAGACUCACACCCAGUCAACCUGGACGAUGUGGAUGUGGAACAAUUAAAGAACCUAGCUAUUGUGGAGGAAAUGGAAAUCCCCGUCCGGAACGCGCCAGUGCGCGAGGUCGAAAGCUCAGACCGAUGGGACGAUCAUUGGAAUGGGCGCAAAAACUUCAAGAAAUUCCGCCGAAAGGGCGAGCCGCGUAGUCGAGCUCGGGUCCAGACGGUAAUCGUUCCUCUAGAAGAAGUAACCCGCAAAGACUAUGGAAUCGGCGAUCACUAUUGGGCCGGCAAUUCCACUGAGACAAACUCUCGAAUCGAGCCCGAGGAUCCGGGCUCUGAAACUCAUCACGAUGAAGUUGCCCCAUCACGAUCCGAGCCGUUAGCGACUACACGCCCUUCGCCUGAACCGACUCCAGACCCAGUCCCGGCUCGGCGCCCGAAGAGAGCUCGCGAGGAGCGUGAUUCGGACAGCGAUGAUGGACUUCGUUUCCGGUUUAGACGUAAGCGCUAG
Molecule: messenger RNA, 2106 nt
Organism: Penicillium vulpinum
Lineage: Eukaryota; Fungi; Ascomycota; Eurotiomycetes; Eurotiales; Aspergillaceae
Product: DNA damage response protein RcaA
Exons: 5
Coding region: 1-2106 (701 amino acids)
Biological process (GO): double-strand break repair via homologous recombination; mitotic G2 DNA damage checkpoint signaling
Cellular component (GO): Mre11 complex
Molecular function (GO): damaged DNA binding; protein binding
Source: RefSeq, a predicted model, not a curated record